AUGCAAGCUCCUCAGUCGUCUGGCCCUCCGCGAGGUGAGGGGCUGGCCGGUGCAGCGGCUGCUGCCCCUGAAAAUGGAAGACAAAGGCCGGAGGCGUCUGAACAUCGACAAGCGCCCGGAGCCUCAGCCUCUACAGUGAAUGCUCGUCAUCUUUGGAAUUCAUUGAUUCGAUGGGCCUUGCGAUCACCUUGCGGGGCCUUCAAGAGUUUUUUGCAGUCUUCUCUCAGACCUCCAGUUCAUGAUCGACAAUUUCAUACCCCUCGGUCGUUGUGGCCGAUUCCGCUGCCGCACCCUGAGAUGGUUCAGGGCGCCGGGGAAGCUGACCCAGCCUCCUCACCAUGGCAACGAUAUUCAAACAUUUUGAUUUUGACGUUGGACUGGCUUCAUCUUGGCAAACCCCCAGUGUGGCCUAAGACUUUCAAUGCUCGUGCAACCCUGACGGAGGAGCAACGCAGUGUUUUGGCAAGGUUGAAACAUCUGGCCGGUGAAUGGCUUCGCUUUGAGGAUGUUACCGCUGAAUCUAUGGGCCGGACUGCCGGCAAGGUGGAGAGCUUAGAGAAAUUGGUUGCUAGCUUGGAGCGCUCUGCAGUUGCUUUCGUGCCUGCUACCGGGUCUGGUAAGGGACCCAUGGGCUCUGGCUUGGACGGCUGCUCUCAGCCUUUGCACGUCGAGGAGAUUCAAGCUGCAAAACCAGUGGAAGCGAGCCGCCUGGCCUUCAAAGGUCGCCCCUCAUUUGACCCGGCGCCCUACCUGUCAGAACCUGCUCGAUCUUUGUAUGCAGACCCUUUGAAGUUUGCAAUGCAUCCUACUGAGCUGCUCGAGGAAGUUCCUGCUGUCAAGGUCCGAGGAAAUCGAAAAGAGAUCUUGGAUCUGCUAGCUGCCCUUGAUGCAACUCAGCGGCUUGCCCUGUUCACUCCUGAGGAGGUUCGCAUGAGCCACCGAGCUGGGAUGUUUGCGCUGAUGAAAAAUUUGAGUACGGACCGACUCAUUUUGGAUUGUCGGCCAGCCAACGCUCUUGAACCAGGGUUGAACGAUUGGACCCAGACUAUGGCAUCUUUGGUUCCUUUGCUUUCUUGGGUGGUCCCUCCCGGACACAAGGUAGUCGCUGCCGGCGAGGACCUCAAGGACUAUUACUACUACUAUAUGAUAACCCCCUCUCGAUCUCGACGAAAUGCCCUCGCAAUGACAUUGUCCAGAGCGGAGGCCAAGAAGUUUGCAGGCGCCUUCCGACGCGCCGAGCGCUCAUCGCCUGUGUAUGUGCCAGCUCUUGCGACGAUGGCUAUGGGAGACUUCAACGCAGUAGAGUUUGGUCAGCAGUCUCAUGUACGCUUAGGCCUUAUGCAUGGUUUGAUCCGUAUGACCGAUUUGCUCACUAUCCGUGGGAGGUUCCCUAGACAGAAUUGGGCCGCGGGCUAUGUCAUCGAUGAUUUCGUCGUAGUUGAAGCUCUCCCCCGAAGUCCCCUUCGUGCUACACCUUUUUCUACUCAGGUGGCUGACGAGAUGGCUCAGCUGUACGCUAGAGUGGGAUUAGAAGCCAACGACAAGAAGCGGUUUCGCGCCGAGGAAAACCCCCAGUUCUGGGGGAUCAGUAUUGAGGGGACGACUGGUCUCAUCAGGGCGCAGCUGGACCGAGUGAUCCCGUUGCGCUUCCUUUCAGCUCGCAUAGCCCGGGCAGGGGCUGCUUCGCGACACCUGCUCGAGGUCAUCGCUGGCUCCUGGACUGCAAUACUGCAAGCGCGUAAGCGAGGCAUGUGUUUGCUUGAGACCAUUUUCGCUGAGAUUCAAGAACAUGAGUACCACGAGGUUUUCAUAUGUUCUCCUCAACUCUGUGCAGAACUGUGGACUUUGACUGUUUUAGCCCCACUGUUCUGUUCGGAUUUGCAAGCCCAAGUGUCGCCGGAAUUUUACGUGGUCGACGCUUCUGAUGAAAAGAUAGCUGGGGCUCGCACGGUGCUCCCCGACGUUUUUGCUGCAGAGUUGAACCGGCACUCCAUGACUAAAGCUGCCUGGUCGCGGCUGCUCUCUCCUUGGAAGAGUUACCAGCGCAGUCGCGAUCUCUUGCUGCCCGAGGACGAAGUACCAACUGGCGAGGAGCCAGCGCAAGCUCAUCCUUUGUGGAGGCAGCUCUGCCGGUCGUGCAUCUUCGAGCACAGUUUUUGUUUUCGUGUCAAACCGACGAGACAUAUCAACUUGAAGGAAUUGCAAGCCAUGUUGCAUAUUGAGGCACAACAUGCUAGGCAGUCCCCCUCAUCACGCUGCAGCAUCGGCACUGAUUCUCAGGUUGUGUUAGGCGCUGUGGUCAAAGGCAGGUCAGCAUCGAGGUCCCUCAACUAUAUGUUGCAAAGGCAUCUACCUACGGUCCUUUGUUACAAUCUGUAUCCUGGGCACCAAUACAUCCCUUCAGCAGACAACCCCUCUGACGACCCCACAAGGGAUAGAGACCUUAGAGGCCCCUCAGAGGACAUCCCCAGUUGGCUGACAGCUGCAUUUGUUGGGGACUUCACUGCCCUGGAUGUCUUCCUCGCGCAGCAUGGAGCUGACGAGAGCGUUUUGGCCAGACUCCCUAGUUUUUGUGAUGCUGAGAUUCCACCUGAUGGGCUUGAAUCUGGCCGGGCCCUCAGAAGAAAGAUGCAUUCAGCAAAAAGAGAAAACAGAGCUGAAUCCGGCGGAGUCCACACUGCACCUCCGCCUGAUCGGGAAGCAUCUGGAGCAGGAAGCUCUAUGUUAUGGAGCGAGACUUCUUUUGGUGAACUGUCUCAACGAGCCAGUGCUGCGAUCGCGGGAUUGCCUCUGGAACAUUUCUGUUUUCCCCGAGAGUGGUCCUUGACCGAACGCAGACAGUCCCUAAAGCGACAAGGGGUGCUCGAUUUGUUUUCGGGCAGCUUGGGUUUGGCCAGAGCUAUUGCCAGGCAUCUCAAGUGUUGGGUGCUGGUGUAUGAUAUAGUGUUGGAUCCAAAGCAAGAUCUCCUUUCUGAAAAUGUACAACAGUUCAUUGAGAGUUUGAUGCUCCUCAAUUGUUUUCGAGCUCUAACUGCAGGACCAGUUUGCGCUAGUUUUUCUCGAGCAGUUCGGCCACCCGUCCGGUCGCGAGCCGCUCCUCGCGGGCUGCCUGAGCUGACACGGAAUAUGCAACGCAAAGUUGAGGACGGCAAUGUUUUCUCUGUUUGGUUAGCUAGGUUGGUCACUUCCGCACUCGAUUUCCCCCUCUUCAUCUUCAUCGAGAACCCUUGGCUUUCUUCCCUUUGGGAUCAACCGGAGUGGUUGCGGCUCAGUUCACGAAAGGACUGCGGGUUUUUUACGACAGAUUUCUGCACUUGGGGCACACCGUGGAGGAAACGUACUCGGUUUUUGACCAACACAGAGCUGAAGCAUGUAAAGCUCCUUUGUUCUUGUGAUCCUCCUGCACAGCACCUCCGCUUAGUUGGUUAUUCGUCAAAGCACCGGAAGCCUUGGACGAAAGUUGCUGAAUCCUAUCCGGCCCGCCUAAGUAAUGCAUUAGCCCUGUUUUUGCAUAACAGUUUGUUGCCCAUCGGACGCCGAAGACAGCUCGACAUAGCCGCCUGUGCCAAGUGCAAUUCUCGCAUCGGUGAAGCUUCUUUGCCGGGACCUCGUCCUCGGCGGGAACGACCUGAUGUUGAUUUGGAAACGGUUCAGUUGCUCAGUGCCCAGACCCUUCUGAUCCAACAGAGAGUUCGCUCGCUGUUCGCCUCUUGGUUGCAAACUGAGCUGACUGAGACGGCCUGGGAACAGAUCGCUGAGAGACCUGAGCUGUGGGUGGUUUUUCUCCGCGCGUUUGGGCGAUAUCUUUUUGUGAGUUCACAGCCUAUGUAUUUAUUUCGGCAUCUGGUUGUUUUCUAUCAGCGCACCUAUCCGACUUUUCCCGCUCCUUUGGUAGAUGCCUGGGAUUUGCUGUCUCGUUGGGAAAGGGUGCAACCGGUGGAACACAGAACUCCAAUGCCGAAAGUGAUAUUUGAUGCCAUGAUUUGUUUGGGCUGGUUGUGGGGAUGGUACAGAUUUUGUGCCGUGUCGCUGCUGGCUUUUCAUGGUAAGUUGCGAAUCAGCGAACCAAUUCGGGCCAGUCGCCAAGACCUCCUGCUUCCUGCAGAGACAGGCGCCGACAUUCGCGCAGCUUUCAUCAAUAUCACUAAGUCGAAAACUAGUCACAGAGGCCGCGGCAUUGUUCAGCACACCAAGAUCACAGAUGAAAUUGCGUUGUUAGCCAUUGAAAGAAUUUUUGGUCAUCUGCAGCCGCAAGAAAGACUCUACCCGGCUACCCCCAGCACCUACAGACGGCGCUGGGAUCGACUGCUCUCCACUCUGGGAGUUUCUUCGACAUGGAAGCUAACGCCUGGUACGUUACGAGCAGGCGGAGCCAUUCACGCCUACAACCGAGAUCCUCUGGCUGAUGCGCCUGAAGCAUUUGGUCACCCUGGAAAGCAGAAGGUGGCCUCGGAUGCCCUUGCUUGUCUAGCUCCACACAGCAAUCCUUCGGGCAGGCCAGGGAGUCAGUUUUGCACGCCAAAGCAAGGCUCUUUCAUUGAAACGUGCAGUACACCUGCAGAAAGAACAAUGGACAGAGUGAGGGAGGAACAGAGAGAGCAUGAGAGCAUGAGUGGGGCAAUAGCAGAAGUGCAGGAAGUUGACUUGGGUCAUGAGCCAGAGGCUGCAAAGGAAGAUGGCAGCGUAGAGGUCUCGGAAGAUGAGGAUGCGAAGCUCCUCACCGCCGGCAUCGCCAUGGAUGCCUUCACCGACGCCAGUGCUGCAACGGUGGAGGUCAUGACAGAUGCAGGGCCACCGAUGGAGAUUGUUCCAUCAGCUGAAGGACUCAGCUCAGCCCUUCCAGAGAAGCCCAAGGACGAGGUCUCUCCGAGCACUCCGGAGGUACCGGAGGUACCCACCACCACCGUGCGGCGGCCAUCGAUUCGAAGAGAUUCGACCCUUUUGGUUCCAAGUCCCAGAGCGCUGGAUGCAGAGAUCAUGCAAAGCAAUUCAGAUGAGGAUGCUGCAGAGGGCACUGAUUCCGCCCCUUUUGGCAUCAUGGUCACAGAUGCAGAGUCUCGCAAGAGCGUGGUUCUGGUCGAGCCACCUGUCUUCGCACCCAAGCUGCACAUGUCCGCUUCAAGAGGAAGCGCAGGAAGAGACACAGGUUGGCUUGGAGUUCCAGUUUGUCUAACCAACCAAGCAGCGCAGAGCGAGAGUAGCAGAGGAAAACUCAAGAGGUCAAGAACAGAAGAACAAGGAACAAUAAAGUCUCUGCGAGUUCCCGAGAUUCGUGGCUUGAUGAAGGAUCAAUCUGCACCAGUUGUCCUUCAGGCACUUGGAGAAGUAUAUAGCAACUCCCUGGUUCCCCACCUUCAGAAGUGGCAUGUCUUUGAAAGCUGGCAGGUUGAAGAUGAGAAUGAUGAUGAACCUGAAGCUGAGCCUUGGACAAGAAAGAUAGAUCAGAUUCAGAUGAAGCCGGUCCAAGGUUUGUAG
Durusdinium trenchii is the source of this 5475-nucleotide messenger RNA. NCBI's taxonomy places the organism in Eukaryota, Dinophyceae, Suessiales, Symbiodiniaceae. The record is from the annotation of a GenBank genome assembly.